UUUAAUGUUUUGUCGCAUAUUUCAGGUAUUAUAAAACCUGAAUUCGGCUGAAGUACUGCAGAAGGCCUCAAAAGUUAUCUAUUGCUUUAAUGUUCAAGCUCCUCCAAUAAACACCAAGAGCAUAUAGGUCAAUAGAAAGCCCUUCAUAGGCCUAGGCAUAAACACCAAUCCACCAUCACCUUUUCUUUGUUACACAAAGCACAAGCAAUAAUGACUUUAGUAACAGAAGAGCUGAAGGCCAGAGCAGAGGUGUAUUAUGGAGACCAAGUUUGCAGGGAGAAGUUCGCUAUGUUGCUUGCAGAAAUAGGCCUCCCAGAUGGGUUAUUAACCAUUCAGGACAUUGAGGAAUGUGGGUAUGUGAAAGACAUAGGCUUUGUUUGGCUCAAGCUCCAGAAGAAGGAGGAAUACAGGUUUGAUAACAUACUUGUUUGCUAUGAUUCAAUAAUUACAGCAUAUGUGGAGCCAAACAAGAUCAAGAAUCUUACUGGGGUUAAGGCUAGGGACUUCUUGAUUUGGUUCACCUUGAGUGAGAUUUAUGUCAAGGGCCCUCCUGAUGGAUCUGUCAUCACCUUCAAGUCUUUGGUUGGCUUGUCUAUGUCUUUUCCCGUGUCAUUGUUCACAGCAGGGAAAGAAGCCAUGGAAGAACCAAAGGAAGAGAAGCCGUGGAGGAUCAUCAAACUGUAAUUAGCACAAAUAAAUUAAUAAUUAAUUAAUUAAUAAAAUAAAAUAAUAUUGUAUUUGUAUAUGAUUAUGAUGGAUUAUUCAUCAGAUUAUUGCUGAUGUAAUGCACUUGUAUAUAUGUAAU
Molecule: messenger RNA, 805 nt
Organism: Gastrolobium bilobum
Lineage: Eukaryota; Viridiplantae; Streptophyta; Magnoliopsida; Fabales; Fabaceae
Exons: 1
Coding region: 211-684 (157 amino acids)
Source: RefSeq, a predicted model, not a curated record